AUGACUAGACAUUAUAACUCAAAUUCUAAAAAACAAGCAAAAAAAAAAGCAAAUUUUCAUGAGAAAGAAUCUAAUGUAGAUGUUAAUAAAGCUUCUAAUUCAAAUAUGAUGGAGAUAGAUGCAAAUGCAACAAAUGCACUUCAAACAUUUGCAACAUCAACAAAUGCAUCUAUUAUUAAUACAAAAGAACCAAUUUCACCUCAUUCUAUUGAAGACUCAUCAAACACAUUUAAUGAUAAUGGAAAUUCAGGUUCAAAUGUGGAGGACAACAAGAUGACACAAGAUAAAAAUAAUAUUAAUAAAAAAAAAUUUGUUGAAAAAUUUUUGAUCAAUUAUAAAGGGUUUGUGGGUCUCUACAUUACCAGAUUUGGCAAACAAAGGAAAUUUGUUGCUAACUUCGAUAAUGAAGAGGAUCUUAAUAACCUUGUUGUCACAGACUUACCUGAUUAUGAAGGUAUCCGUUUCUCUAAAGAACUUGCACCAGUUGGAAACAUUAAUAAAGAAAAUUCAAUAAGAGUUAAGAAUAUUCCACUUAAUACAAGUUCAACUUUAGUACAUGCUACUUUUGAAAAAUAUGGAAAAAUUAUUAAAUUCUCUAUGCAAACCAAAGACUUAUGGCAAGAAGCCAUAAUUUAUUUUGAAAAAAAGGAAGAUAUUUUACCAUUUCAUAAUGAAACAUGGGCAGUCUUUAUUCUAAAAGAUAUGGUUAGAGUAGAACCAUUAAGCAUGAAUGAAAAACAAUAUGAAAAAAGACAUUUACAUGCCCUCAAACUUGGUCACCUCCCUUUUGGAACUACAGCAAGAGAUCUUGUUGAAAUAAUCAAUGCAACAAAAGCAAAGGCAAUUUUCAUACCUAAAACACGCAAAUCAUAUGUCAACUGUAGAUAUGGAUGGUUUUUCUUUGAUUCUGAUGAAGCAGCACAUGAUGCACAAAUUAAUUGGUAUACUCUCAAUAAUACUGAAUUAUUUUGGGCAUCAGAAGAUACUGCACUCUGUAGAAAAUGUGGACAUCCUGAUCACACUAUUACAGAAUUAUCAUUUGCAGAUGUUGCAAAAAACAGUAUUAGGACAUCUCUUGAUGAUUCCAUUCAUGCUGAAAAAAUAGGUAACAAAACAGAAGAUGUUUUAAAAAAACUUAUGGAAAAAGUUGAAGAUAUAUCAACCAAACUGAAUCAUCUUACUCAGAAUAUUCAGGAAAUCAAUAUCAGAAUUAAAGUACUUGAGGAUAAAGACAGUACUAAACCUAAACAAGGAAAUACAGAUCCUUAUAUAACUGUAUGCACCCCCAUCUUGAAAAAACCCACAUACAAACCUGGAAUUUCUAAUUCUCACAAGAGAUCUAGAGAAUCAUUUACAUCUUCAUCUGAAGAAAGCCAAGCUUCAACAACCAAAGUUAACAAAAACACUGAUGAAAGUCAAUUGAUUGUUAAACAACAGGAAGAACUAAAUAAAAAUGCAAAAAAUCUUUCUCAAGACAUGGCUGACAUCAAAAAUAUGAUUGGCAAUAUUUCAUCCAAAUUCAUUAAUAAAUCUAAUAAUGAUGAGGAUGAUGUAAUCAAAACACUAUGCAAAGAUAACCAAAUGGACAUAAUUGGUAUAUCUGAAACCAAACUCAACCGUAACAACUCUAAACAUUGUAUGAGAAAAUGUAAUACAUUUCAAUCUUUUUGGAGCUCACACCCUGACCAGCCUAACUCAGCUGGUGUAGGUCUUCUUAUUUCAAAAUCAUUAGCUAGACAUAUAGUAAAAAUUGAAAAAUAUCAAGGACGCAUAAUAUAUGCUGACUUAUAUUUUAAAGGAAAGAAAAAAUUACGAAUUAUUCAGGUUUAUAUCAAUUCUAAUACCAACAAAAAACAAGAAAGAAUUACAACUUCAAAACAAGUAAUUAAAUAUUGUCAAGAGGCAUUAAACAAAAAUUUUUUUACAAUUGUAAUGGGUGACUUCAAUGCAGACCCUGAAAUUCUUCAUAAUUUGCAGAUUAAUAAUCAUACUAUACCUUACACAUAUAAUCUGAUUUCAACAUUACAAACUUUAAAUUUUAUAGACAGUCUUAAAAUCACAAAUCCAAACUCACCUCAAUACACAUGGUCUAAUAAUAACUCAAAAUCACGUAUAGAUCAAAUUUGGAUUUCGCAUAAUUUUGCUCAUGAUCUUGCUCGCACAAAAACUGUUGAUUAUACAUCAAUUUUUUCAACAGACCAUAAAUUAAUAUGGUGUGAUUUAAUAACUUCUAAUUUCUACAAACAUCGUUCCGAUAAUAAUGAACAAAGACAUUGGGAUUAUAACCAGUGUAUAAAUAAUUUUCAACCUACAUGUUCUUGGUUAAAUAGAUCAUGGACCAUACUACAGCAAAUAAUUAUCCAAACUGCUGACAAAGAAAUACCAUUUGAUAAAAUUAGCAGGAAAGAUAGUAAUAAAAGAUCCAAAGAUACUUUGAUAUUACAUAAAUCCCUUAAAUCAUUUGGUCGUUUACUUCAACAAUUUCUUCAAAUCAAAAAUCUUGUAAAUAUAAAUCAGUGCAAUACCAUGUGGAAUGAUAUAAAAAAGAACAUUACCAAGAUUACUCAAAACCUUGAAAUACCUUUAGAAAACCUACCUGAUACUUUAUAUGAUAAUGUAUAUGAACAAACAUAUAAAUAUUUAAUAUCUAUCUUCAACACCAUUAAAUCACAGAAGAAAAUAGAAGACAAGAUUGAAAUUGAAAAGCAAAUUAAAUUUUUCACGAAAAAAAGAUGUGAACAUUAUACAUCAAAUCAAAAAGUCAUGAUUAACAGUAUUUUAGAACGUGAAAAACAAUCUAUUAGAAUUAAUCGUUGCGUAAUUAACAAAGAUGGUGAAGAUGAAAUUCUCCUCUUACCUGAUGAUGUUAAAAAAGCAACUAAAAAUCAUUUUAGCAGUAUUUCAAAUAAUAAUCAUACUACACCUAAUACAUUACCAUCUCCAUGUUGA
Molecule: messenger RNA, 2949 nt
Organism: Entrophospora sp. SA101
Lineage: Eukaryota; Fungi; Glomeromycota; Glomeromycetes; Entrophosporales; Entrophosporaceae
Source: the annotation of a GenBank genome assembly